AAAAACCCUGCUGAAGGCAAGUUAUGCAACAGUGAGAGCAGAGCAGCUUGUGCCAGCGGUGGGAGGGCUCCAGAACCUCAUGCAGCUGAUAUGAGGAGAGCCUGCACCCGAACACCCAUCUGAAUACGGGACAGCCUGGAGACCAACCACAGCCUCCGGAGAACCAUGACCUCCACUCCUGCUCUUCUCCUCCUCGCCCUGGGCCUGACUGUGGUGCAGGGCCAGCUGAGGCUCUUCAACCUGCGAGCCACCGACCUCCCUUCAGACCUCCUGGGAACCACAGACGGCUACGUCAAAGUCUACAGUGGCUCCGAGUAUUUGGGUAAAACGGCAGUCCGCAAAAACGACCCCGACCCCUGGUGGGAGGAGGAAUUCACGCACUUCAAGGCCAAAGAAGGCGACGAGCUGAAACUGGAGGUUUUCGACCAGGACCUGCUCUUCGACGACCUAGUGGGAGUCUGCCAAAGACAGAUGAAGCUGGGCACCUACACGCACGACUGCUACCUGGAGAAGGGAGGAGUCAUCACCUACUCCUAUACCCUCGAUAACAUCAAUCAGUAGGCUGGUGGGCUGCUCGCCAUAAGUCAUGUAGCGCCUGCAAUGUCCAGUUAGGCGGCUGUUCAGAUCUGGUUUCCUUCAAUAAACCGUCUUACUGUAUCAAGA
Messenger RNA from Oryzias melastigma (Indian medaka), 663 nucleotides. RefSeq names its product synaptotagmin-3. The transcript is spliced from 2 exons. The record is from RefSeq and is a predicted model, not a curated record. Lineage: Eukaryota; Metazoa; Chordata; Actinopteri; Beloniformes; Adrianichthyidae. Bases 166 to 561 code for a protein of 131 amino acids.